UUAAUCAUUCAUUUUUUAUGCAAAUGCCAAAAAGCCUAUUCAUGCUUAAAACUCCUUGAUGCUUUUCAAGAAAACAACAAUCCUUUUUCAUCAUCAUCAUCAUUACUUCUUAAAAUCAUAAAAAAAAAACCAUUAAAGCACUCAAAGAAAAACCACUUUUGCAAAAUUAAUCCUUUGAUUUUUCAAAAUGGGAGCUUGUUAUUCUUGUUCAUGGUUUCCUUCAUGUGGGUGUCGUUGUUGUUUUAAAUCCAAGAUUCCUGGUUCUUCUGAUCUGGAGAAUCAAGGUGGAGAGAGUGAUAAGCUAAAGUGGCCUUGUUUUAGAGAGUACAAGUUAGAUGAGCUUAAGAAUGCAACUGAUGGUUUUUCUGUUGAAAAUGUUGUGUCUGAACAUGGUGAAAAGGCCCCCAAUGUUGUGUAUAAAGGAAAGCUAGCUGAUGGUGAUCGUUUGAUCGCGGUUAAGCGGUUUAACAAGUCGGCUUGGCCCGAUACCCGUCAAUUCCUUGAUGAAGCAAAAACAGUUGGGCAACUUAGGAGCCAAAGGUUAGCAAAUCUGUUGGGAUGCUGCUGUGAAGGAGAAGAGAGAUUACUGGUGGCAGAAUUCAUGCCUAAUGAAACUUUAUCCAAGCACCUAUUUCAUUGGGAAAGCCAACCUCUGAAAUGGCCUAUGCGAUUACGAGUGGCAUUGUAUUUGGCACAAGCAUUAGAGUACUGCAGCAGCAAAGGGCGAUCCUUGUACCACGAUCUUAAUGCCUAUAGAAUACUAUUUGAUCAGGAUUGUAAUCCUAGGCUCUCAUGCUUUGGACUAAUGAAGAAUAGCCGAGACGGAAAAAGUUACAGUACAAACUUAGCUUUCACCCCUCCUGAAUAUAUGAAAACAGGUAGAGUAAUAGCAGAGAGCAUAAUCUACAGCUUUGGCACCAUACUGCUUGAUUUGCUAAGCGGAAAGCACAUUCCCCCUAGCCAUGCUCUAGACUUGAUACGUGAAAAGAAUUUUCAAAUGCUAACAGAUUCAUGUUUAGAGGGUCAUUUCUCUAAUGAUGAUGGAGCUGAGUUAGUGAAGAUAGCUUCACGCUGUUUGCAAUAUGAGCCUCGUGAAAGGCCCACUGCAAAAGCUGUUGUAGCAUCCCUCGCUGCUCUUCAGAAGCAAACAGAGGUGCCAUCCCUUGCCUUGAUGGCAAUUGAUCAUCUACCCCCAACUGAAGAUGCAAAAGAAACGGAUUCUUUAUCACCAUUCGCGGAAGCUUGCUCGAGAAUGGAUCUAACUGCCAUACAUGAGAUGCUAGAAAAGGCUGGAUACAAGGACGACGAGGGGGCUACAAAUGAGCUUUCCUUCCAAAUGUGGACAAGUCAAUUACAGGAUGCUUUGAACGGUAGGAAGCGUGGGGACACUGCUUUCCGAGCGAAGGACUUCAAUGGUGCUAUUGAAUCAUACACUAGUUACAUUGAAAAUGGAACUAUGGGUUCGGCAACUGUGUAUGCAAGACGCUGUUUGUGCUACUUGAUGAACAACAAAGCACAAGAAGCUCUGGGAGAUGCAAUGCAAGCUCAGGUGACCUCCCCAGAUUGGUCUACCGCACUUUAUCUGCAAGCUGCUGCACUGUUUACCCUAGGAAUGGAGAAUGAUGCUCGAGAAAUGCUUAAAGAUGGCUCGUUGAUGGAGGCCAAGUCGAAAAGAAACUAAAAAUAUGAUUUGUAUAUUUAUACUUUUGAUUUUAUCUUUUUGUAUGAUUGGUUUGUCCGGUAAAAGGAUUUUUAAAAUAUGUGUUCCUCACAGGCUGAUAAGUUUCUAUGUAAUGAGAACGUAUGUUUCUCAAAUUCGUAAGUGCCUUUUUAAAUUGGAUUACAUUUUUGGUAAAAUUUAAAAUAUCUUUUUAUUA
Molecule: messenger RNA, 1877 nt
Organism: Erigeron canadensis
Lineage: Eukaryota; Viridiplantae; Streptophyta; Magnoliopsida; Asterales; Asteraceae
Product: serine/threonine-protein kinase BSK5-like
Exons: 10
Coding region: 188-1681 (497 amino acids)
Biological process (GO): brassinosteroid mediated signaling pathway; protein phosphorylation
Molecular function (GO): protein kinase activity; ATP binding; protein binding
Source: RefSeq, a predicted model, not a curated record